UGGCAGUGCAGCUCCCCCGCCCCCAGGCAGAGCCUCAGCAGCCUGCCUGCUCUGGGUUAAGGUUGCGGGACAUUUUUUUACGGCUUUUGAUCUGUCCUGUCCACUCUUGGGAAGGAUGCUUUUUCUGAAUCUGAUGGACCACUUUGAUUUGACGCUGUUUUCUCCUGCCAGUUCACAACGAUAAGGUUCAGAGAAUACUUUGGACGGGAUGGAGGGAGUCAGAUUCGGGUCUGAAAUGUGUUUUCUGCGUAACAACGAGAUGAGGCCCAGAGAUGCGGUCUGGCGGUUGGGUACUCACCUUUCCUCAGAGAUGCCAUCUGCCUGGAGUGAGAAUGGGCUGUGACAUGCAGGCGACCCCCCGGGGACACGGCUGUGGCGGUGGCAGGCAUUAACGAGCAGGCAUAAGGGACCGCUCCCCGAGAGCACACCCUGUGAAGCCAUUGCCACGGUUGGUGGCACAGGGAACAGAAGGGUCCUUUCUCUGGCCCAGGCGGGCCAGGCCCCUUUGUGCUGCUGCUCAGGAGAGGCCCAGAGCCGCCGUGACUGCCCAGCCAUGCUCAGGACCCUGGGGUUGGCCCUGCUGCCUCUGCUCAGCACUGUGGGCUCUAGCCAGGCCAGCGGCUUCACAGAGAAAGGCCUGUCCUUGCUGAGCUACCAGCUGUGCAACUACAGCGUGACCCAAAGCGUCCAGAAAGUCGAGACCGUCCGAGUGUCCCACCUGACCUACGCCCCCUGCGGCGGAUGGAUCCCGUGGAGGCGGUGCCCCAAGACGGUCUACAGGACCCGGUACCUGGCCGUGGACGCGCCCGAGCCCCGGAACGUGACCGACUGCUGCGAGGGCUUCGAGCAGCUGGGCCUCUACUGUGUCCUGCCCCUGAAUCGGUCUGAGGAGUUUGCAUCAAGACCCGGGGCUUGCCCGAAGGUGGGGCAGGAAGAGGCCACCUCGCCCUGUGUCCUGGACGCCGACUGCCCGGGACUUCAGAAAUGCUGCCCCUUGUCGUGGGGCCGCCGCUGCGUGGCUCCCGCACCCCAGGCUGCAGAGAGGACUGUGACCAGUUCCUGGUACAACGUGACCGUCCUGGUGAAAAUGGACUUCCGGGAGCUCCAGCAGGUGGACCCCGGGCUCCUGAACCACAUGCGGCUUCUGCACUCUAUGGUCACCAGUGCCCUGCAGCCGAUGGCUGCUGCUGUCCACCACCUGCACUCGGCCUGUGGGGACACUUCGACCACAGUGUCCAGGCUGCUGCUGGGCCUGCCGCGGCCGGUGCCUGUGGCCAACGUGUCCGCCGUGCUGGACGGCAUCGUGAAGCGUGUCUAUGAAGUGAUCCACAUCCAGGUGCAAGACGUGGAUGAGUGUUUCCACGAGGAACUCAACGCCUGCUCCGAGAGGGAACUGUGUUUGAACCUGGAGGGCUCACACCAGUGUGCCCGCCGCCCCGAGUCGCCGGCCUCGUCUCCCCAGGAGCCCAACUGCACGUGCGAAGACAGCCCUCCUCCCAUCAGAGACUACAUGGUCCUCAGCGUCACCAGCAGCAGCUUCCGCGUGUCCUGGCUCCUGAACGGCACCCAGAACCGCACCUUCCACGUGCAGGUGUACCAGGGCAGGGAGCUGCUCAGGAGCGUCUGGACCCCGGCGACUGCCGUGGAGGUGGCUGGGCUGGAGGCCGGAGUGCUGUACACGGUGAGGACGAGCUACCAGGCGUGCGGGACCAACGUCACCGCCACGCUGACCGUCAGAACCGCUGCCCGUGUGUUUGGGGUCACCGUGAGGAUCCUGAACCGCACCCUGACCGCAUCGCUGCUGACCCGGGGCAGCCCCGAGUACCAGGACUUCGCCCGGCAGCUGCUCCAGGAGGUCGAGAGCGCCUUCCCGCCGGCCGUGUCCGACCUGCACCGGAGGGGGAAGCUGCGGCUGCAGGUGGUGUCGCUGCAGGCCGGGAGCCUGGUCGUGAAGCUGCGAGUGACGGUGCGGGACCCCGAGCUCCCGGUGGGUGUCUCCACGCUGGCCCCCAUGCUCCCACGGCUGUGGGCGAGCACGGUGUUCCAGAUUGACCGGACGGGGACGUUCGUGCAAGACUGGGACGAGUGUGCGGACAGCCCGGAGCACGACUGCUCGCCGGCCGCCCAGUGCAUCAACCUCGAGGGCUCCUACACCUGCCGCUGCCUGACGGCCAGGGACGCCAACCCCUCGCACGCGGGCCGGGCCUGUGCAGCAGGUGACAUGGUGAGCCCCACGGAAGGCGCACUGGCCCUGGUGACAGGGGUAACAGCCCCCGCUCUCAGCACAGAAACAGCAGCCCGUGGCCUGGAGACCCCUGCCCCGUCACCCAGCCCUGGGCACCCGUGGGGCACCCCUGCAGCGGGCCAGGCCCAGGCCCCAGGGACUCCAUCCCAGAGAGGGGACAGCAGCAUGGUCCAGCAGGACAGGAACAACACAGGGCGAGGCGUGGAGGAGAGUGAGCCUGGUGAGGCCCCAGGUCUGGGCACGGGCCAGUGGACGGCCAGCAGGGCCCCUAAGCCAACCGGCAGCCCCAUUCCGGGGACCACGGACAACCUGGUGGACACCCCCGGAUGGAUGCUGAGGAACUCCACCACAGAGCCACACUCUGGGCCCACCCCUGCCAAGGGCCCCGAGGGCCACGUGUGGCACGCCAGCCUCCCCACGUGGGGCGCACUGCCGGCACCUCUGGACCCCACGUGGCCACAGAACACAGACCUUGGACGCUCCAGCUCCCCAGACCUACCCUUGGCCUCCACCCCCGUGUUUCUGAAGCCCCCGGCCUGUGUUCCCGCCCCCGUCAGAAGGGUCACGGUCUCCAAUGUGACCAGCACCGGCUUUCACCUGGCAUGGGUGGCAGAUCUCGCCCUGCGCCCCACUUUCCAGCUCACGCUGAUGUCCUCGAGGAGCCCCCCUGUGCACCUGGAGACCCGGAAUGCGAGCCUGCAGCUGUGGGGCCUGGAGCCCGGCGUCCUGCACGUGGUCGAGAUCGUGGCCAAAGCGUGUGGGGGAGAGAGUGCCACGGCACGCCUGAAAGUGAGGACAGCCGCCCAGAAGCUCAGCGGGAAGGUCAGAAUAGCGAACGUCCGGUACUCGGAAUCCUUCCGCAACGCCAGCAGCAAGGAGUCCCGGGAUUUCCUGGCGCUCUUCUUUAGGAUGGUGCGGGAUUCCCUGUCGCCCACCAUGCGCCAGCACCUGGACGCCUGCAGGGUGCAGGUGGAAGUGACCCACAUCUCCAAUGGCAGCGUCGUGGUGGAGUUUGACCUGCUGAUCCUCGCGGACCUGGAGGUCCAGGAUGUGUCUGCCGCGUUCCUCGCCGCCCUUCAGAAUGCCUCUCUGCUGGAGGUGGUCGGGGGGGACGUCGCCCUGUGGGACUACGACGAGUGUGAGAGCGGGGAGGACGACUGCGAGCCCGGCACGUCCUGCCGCAACACCCUCGGGUCCUUCGCCUGCAGCUGUGCGGGCGGUGCCUCCGACUUCCCCGUGGAAUUUUCUGGAAGGCCCUGUGAAGGUGACUCUUCUCUCAACAUGACCCAGGCCCCCGCUUCUUCUCCGGCCCCCAGCCUAGAGCAGCCCCCCACCGCAGCGGAGACUAGGGCUGCCCCUGAGCAAGGCGACCGCCCGGCCGCCCAGGGCCCGCCCCCGCGGCUGACCCUGACCAGUGCGGUCAGGGUGCUCUGCGAGAUCGAGAAGGUGGCCAUCGCCGUCGAGAGGCGCUUCCUGCGGCAGGAGUCCAUCCCCGAGUCCUCCCUGUACCUGGGGCACCCGUCCUGCAAUGUGAGUGACAGCAACGGCACACACGUGUUCCUGGUGGCCGGAUGGAGCGAGUGCGGGACCCUCGUGCAGAGUAACGUGACGAACACCGUGGUGAGGACCACGCUCAGGAACGACCUGUCACCCGAGGGCAUCAUCCACCACCCGAAGGUCCUGAGCCCCAUCCACUGCGCCUUCCAGAACGACCUCCUCACCUCGUCGGGCUACACUCCGGAGUGGGGGGUUUACACCAUCAUCGAGGACCUCCACGGCGCUGGGAACUUCGUCACGGAAAUGCAGCUGUUCAUUGGGGACUCCCCCAUACCCCAGAACCACAGCGUGUCCGCCAGCGACGACGUCAAGAUCGAAGUGGGCCUCUACAGGCAGAGGAGCAACCUCAAGGUGGUCCUGACCGAGUGCUGGGCCACACCGUCCAGCAACGCCCGGGACCCCGUCACGUUUGGUUUCAUCAACAACAGCUGCCCCAUCCCCAACACCCACACCAGCGUGAUUGAGAACGGGGACUCCAACAGGGCCCAGUUUAAGCUGAAAAUCUUCUCCUUCAUCAACAACUCCAUCGUCUACCUGCACUGCAAGCUUCGCAUCUGCAUGGAGACCCCCGGGACCACCUGCAAAAUCAAUUGCAAUGACUUCCGGUCGCUGAGGAGUGGUGACCCCUCCGAAACUCACCAGAUGUCCUGGGGACCCCUCAUUCGCUCCAACGGUGAGUCUCCAGGUGUGCAGCCAGGCCUGAGACCCAGCUACCUCGUCCUCAUCGUGGUGGCUGUCUUUGCCGCGGUGACUGGGGCAGCUGCCCUUCUCAUUGUGCGCUACCAGAGAAUGACCGGAAAGUACACCUUCAAGACCCGGCCAGACGACUUCAGCUACCAGGUGUUCCACGACUAGGUGGCCCCGGCUGCCCGCCAGGUAGCCCUGACUCGAGCUCGGUUCCUCCUUCAUCAAGCGUCGACAGAAGCCUGCUCUGCUCCACAUCCAGGCCUCGGGGAGCCCCAGGGACGACGAAAAACAUCGCUCCACCUGCCCACAGGCGCCCGGUGACUCUGGGGGUCCAGACAAGCAAGGAGCUGCCAGAGACGUGGGCAGGGUGUUGGGGGCGCCUGGGGCCUCGGACACGGGGAUCCUCAACCCAGGCGUGGACACAGCUCUGCUGUCACCCAGGUCCCCUCCACGGCCCCAGAGCUCCCAGGCCCCUUACCACCAAGUUUGGUCCAAGUGGCCCUUCCCGGCUUCGCUCACCAUUGCUGUCUGUCCGUCCGUCCAUCCAUCCAUCCAUCCAUCCAUCCAUCGUCCAGGUCCAGCCAGCCCGCCAUUCAGCAUGCUUUGUCAAAUACAUAAUAUUCUUAGUUUUCAAAGA
This is a messenger RNA of Phyllostomus discolor (pale spear-nosed bat), 5126 nucleotides long. It is a transcript of the gene UMODL1, whose product is annotated as uromodulin like 1. Gene Ontology annotation, cellular component: cell surface; extracellular region. The record is from RefSeq and is a predicted model, not a curated record. The transcript is spliced from 22 exons. Bases 554 to 4657 code for a protein of 1367 amino acids. NCBI's taxonomy places the organism in Eukaryota, Metazoa, Chordata, Mammalia, Chiroptera, Phyllostomidae. Gene Ontology annotation, molecular function: peptidase inhibitor activity; calcium ion binding; protein binding.